CUUCUUCCCCGUUACUUCCGACAAAACAAAACCCGCAAGCCGCCCGCCUCCUCCUCGCCGUCGCCGGUAUGGCCUGCUCCCAACUCGCCGCCGCCUCUUCACCGGCGGCCACCGCCUCCGCGUUGCGUUCCCGGGCGACAUCCCCCACGGUUUCCUUCGCGCGCAUCCCGGCGACCCUCCGUCCUGGGAGCGGUGGAUUGGUCAUCAGUAGCAGGAGGGCGGCGGCGUCGGUGGUCGUGGCCGCCGGACCGGCUGCGGCGGCGCCGGUGUCUGACCUGGACGGACGCCCGGCCACGGUGAAGCGGCCCAUCAUCGUCAUUGAUAACUACGACAGCUUUACCUACAACUUGUGCCAGUAUAUGGGGGAGCUUGGAUUAAAUUUUGAGGUGUACCGUAAUGACGAACUUACCGUGGAGGAUGUAAAGAGGAUGAACCCAAGAGGAAUACUUAUUUCUCCAGGACCUGGUGAACCACAAGAUUCAGGUAUAUCAUUGCAGACUGUUCUGGAACUCGGGCCAACCAUCCCGAUUUUUGGAGUUUGCAUGGGUCUGCAGUGCAUGGGAGAGGCUUUUGGAGGGAAGAUUGUCCGCGUUCCUUCUGGUGUGAUGCAUGGAAAAAGCUCCCCAGUUUACUAUGACGAAGAAUUAGGAAAGGCCAUAUUUGAUGGAUUGGCAAACCCUUUUACUGCUGCAAGAUACCAUAGUUUGGUCAUUGAGAAGGAAAGCUUUCCACAUGACGCCCUGGAAAUCACGGCAUGGACUGAAGAUGGACUUGUCAUGGCUGCUCGCCACAAGAAGUACAAGCAUAUCCAGGGGGUUCAAUUCCACCCAGAGAGUAUCAUCACCCCUGAAGGCAAGAGAAUCAUCCAAAACUUCGCUAGAUAUGUGGAAGAGUUUGAGAAGGAGAGCUCCAAGGGUAACUAGAAAAUAUUUUGAGAAGCAAAGCACAAAGGGGAACUAGAGGUUAUUGGUGACAUAUCAGGCAGGCAAGCCGAUUCAGAAAAGGAAUAAGCUAAAAGAGCAUAGGCUGCUAUUUGUUUGGUUCAUUGUAAUAUAUCAUUGUAGAUCUAGAUCUCAAAUAAACUUCAGAUCAACAUUGUGCAUCGUGGUGCUCUUCUGUUAAAUAAUGAGUGGAAAUUGAGCCUGUUUUAACAAAAAAAUUACUGGUUUUCUGA
This is a messenger RNA of Brachypodium distachyon (stiff brome), 1174 nucleotides long. RefSeq names its product anthranilate synthase beta subunit 1, chloroplastic. Lineage: Eukaryota; Viridiplantae; Streptophyta; Magnoliopsida; Poales; Poaceae. The record is from RefSeq and is a predicted model, not a curated record. Gene Ontology annotation, cellular component: cytosol. The transcript is spliced from 8 exons. Gene Ontology annotation, biological process: L-tryptophan biosynthetic process. The coding region runs from base 69 to 923 and encodes 284 amino acids.